This is a messenger RNA of Lachancea dasiensis, 255 nucleotides long. Lineage: Eukaryota; Fungi; Ascomycota; Saccharomycetes; Saccharomycetales; Saccharomycetaceae. The record is from the annotation of a GenBank genome assembly.
AUGGAACUAUCACCGUUGCAACGAAGCGUCCUUGACAAGUACGAAACUUUGUCGAAGUCUCUGCACAAUCUGGACGAAACAAUCAAGAACUUAAGAGAAAAUAGCUCAUCAGAGUCCCCAGAGCAGGUGUUGCGUCAGCUUCGCGAAAUUGAGGUAAAGAUCGCUUUGGUUGGAACGCUCUUCAAGGGAAGCGUAUAUUCGCUCGUUUUGCAACGGCAGGUUAUUCAAAACUCGAGAACCUACGGAGAUAGGUAA